Penicillium paradoxum is the source of this 1008-nucleotide messenger RNA. RefSeq lists its product as uncharacterized. The transcript is spliced from 2 exons. Lineage: Eukaryota; Fungi; Ascomycota; Eurotiomycetes; Eurotiales; Aspergillaceae. Bases 1 to 1008 code for a protein of 335 amino acids. The record is from RefSeq and is a predicted model, not a curated record.
AUGGCCACUCUCACCAUGACUCCCACACGCCAGCCUUUGGGCUGUUUGGACUCGCCCAUGCGUCCGAUGAUGCGUUCGAAGCUUAAUCGCCAGAACCAGCAAAAUGGUGCCAUGGCUAUGAAGAGCUCUAUGAGCCCAAUGAAGACCUCUAUCUUCAUUGAUACCGAUUCCGAGAAUAUCAACCCCGCUAGCCUGUCAACUAAGCGCAAGCGUACCCUCGAUGACGACGAGAACGCCAAAAGUACCUCUAAGCCCAAAUCAUCCCGCAUGGCUCUUUCCACCCGCAGCACCAACAACUCCCCUCGGCUGUCCACUCCCUUGAAGAUCUCCUCCACGGCAACUCCCAAAUCUGCUCCAAUUCUCAAGCCCGCCGGUCGCUCUCCACUCAAGUCCAGCAAGUCCGCGACGCGUCGUUCCAUCAUUGCCAAGCCCCGCUCAGAGCUAUGCAACAAGCGCAGCGUCGCUCGUCCCUUCUCCCUGGCUGCCGCUCUUGCCAAAUCUAAAGCUCCCAACCCCGCGCCCAAGGCUCCGGCCUCGUGGUGCUUCGAUAUUCACGUCGACACCGAACAGGAAGAGAUGACCAACCUUAUGCAGCACUCUACCACGGUUUUGGAUAUCAGUGACGACGAGGGCAAGACUGACGCCUGUAGCCGGGGAAAGGAGAACAUCUCUCCUCAGGAACUGGGCAUUGAAAUUCCCCAAUCAUCGUCUGCUACUGUCGCUGCCGCUGCUCGCAAGGCACCCAAACUGGAUGAGCCCCGUUCUCCUCUUGGUGAGCUCAAUGCCGCCGACUAUUAUGCCGAGGAUUGCAAUGCGUUUUCAUACGUGGUUGUAUACGACAAUGAAGAGAACUCACCUGAGGUCAAGAAGGCUCCUUCGCCUCUGUCCCAGAGCCACCAGGCUCUGAUCGACAAUUCCAUUGCUUCUGUUCUGGAGGCCGUUGCUCCUCUCGCUGCUGAGACCCAUGACCAAGAGAAUGCGGGUGGAAGCCACAAGCCUGCUGUUUGA